AUGUCACAAGUUUAUCGCGAGCGCGAUGUGCGCUAUACAAGAGAUGAAAGCCCCUCGUCCGACGACGAGAAGUACAAAAGUACGACCGUAAGACGGUACAAGGUUGCUGGCGGAAAGUCUGGUAAUAAGAUUGUGGAACGAGAUCGCAUCGAGCGUUAUGAGGAAGAUGAUGAUCGCAGAUCAAGAUAUUCUCAUUCCCACAAAGGUCGCUCUCCCGACGAGGUGGUAGAAGUCGAUCGCAUCGACCGCCGUAUUGAAAGAACUCCCUACCCUGAUCCACCGAGAUCGGCUUUCGAUCCGCCCGACCGAUACAGAGACUUCGAAUACGAGCGUGAAGUAGAUCGGGAACGGGAUCAGUAUCCUGAGCGACACUCUCGCACUAGAGUUGUCGAGGAGAUUAAGGAGACAUCUACCUCACCCCGUGACAAUUAUUGGGACCGUCGACAAAACUAUCCGUGGGAUGACACGGACGUCCGCCUUGAUAAACGUGUGGUGCGCCGAGACGGCGACGGCGACGUGAAAAUAAAGGAAAAGACUGUGGAAGAACAUAGAGACGACUCUCGCGACUAUAGAGAGCGCGACUGGAAGGUCGAACGCCGCGUUGUCGAAGAAAGGGAACCGCCGCGUGACGUCGAUGUUGAGCGAUACAGGAAAGAGGUCGAGUAUUAUGCCGCACCCUCCCCACCUCCCGCCCCUGUUAUCAUUCGUCAAAAAGCUCCCGAGCAGAAGGUUGUUAUCCACGAAGCUGCUGCGCCGGCUCCUGUAUUCCUUCCACGUCAGGAACCCACAUAUAUCGUCCUAAGAGAUGAACACCGCGAAGUCGCGCCGCCACGCCGAGAGGAGGAAGAGCAUCACCGACGACGCCGUGAUGAGAGAGAAUACGAAAGUGACGGAUAUGACGAAGAUUACUAUGUUAAGCGAACCAUCAUAAGACGAGACCGUAGUUCAAGCGCCGACCACAAAAAACGUCAUCUAGCUGAAGGUGCCCUGGCCGGUGCCGGUCUUACUGCCCUAUUAUCCGGCCGUGGUAACAAGGAUACCGGUUACCACGAACACCGAGGCCGCAAGGUUCUUGCCGGUGCCGCUUUGGGUGCUUUGGGCACUGAAGCUAUGCGUCGUGCCAAGAGCGCGUACGAAGACAGACAUGACGACAGAUACGAAGAUGACUAUGACGACGGUUAUCACCACCAUCGUCAGCGUAGCAAGUCGCGCAGUAGGCUAGCAACUGGCUUAGCGAUCGGUGCCGCUGCUCUUGCUGUCGCUGGUGGCCUGAAGUAUAUGCAAAACAAUAAGAUCGAGAAAGAAGAAGCUCACCGUGGACGCGCGCGGCGUCGGUAUUCUGCGGAUUCUUACUCGAGGUCCCCAAGUCGGUCAUCGCGCCGCUCCCGCAGCCGUAGCAAGUCGAAUUCGAAGGCGGCCAAGGCAGCUCUAGCGACAAGUGCUCUCGCUGGCGUAGUGGAGCACUACAGAUCUAAAUCUCGCGGAAAAUCUCGGUCGAAGUCUCGUCUCAGGACAGGAGCUGAAAUUGCAGCUGCUGGGUUGACCGGCGCUGCAGCGAGCAAGAUAUGGGAUCGCCAUAACGACAAGAAAGAACGCGAACAUGAUAGGGAAUUAGAUGAAGAAUAUUCUGACAGAGAUCAUGAUCGAGGCUACUCAAGGAGCCGAUCCCGAUCCCACUCCAGGUCUCUUAGUCGCCAUUCGCGUUCCCGAGACUCCACGGCUGAUAAAGAAUUAGGCCUGGUACCUUAUCCCGGCGUUGAAUACGGGAGUCAACCUCUCGAGGAUCACGAGUCGGCGAGCGGAGAACCACGACGCCGCACUCGCCAUCGUCGCCGGUCAACUUCCGCGACAUCUGAUCGAGAGACACGUAAGAAGAGGAGUCGGAGCACGCUCCGUGAUGUUGCAGCUGCUGGGCUUGGCACUGCCGCUGCCGCGAUAGGCCUCAAGAAAUAUAACGACCGUCAGAAGAGCAAAGAAAGAGAAAAGGAUCGGGAAAAGGAUCGGGAAGAUAAAGGUUAUGAAGAAGAAGCGCCAAAUCCAUAUUACUAUGGCGAUGAGGUGCCACCAUCUCCGCCUCAUGCGUCAGGCGGUGCUUAUUAUCCUCCCCCGCCUCAGGAACCCACCGGACCACCGCCAGCCGGUCCUGGUGGGUUCAUGUAUCAUCCUAACCCAUCUACAACAAAUUUCAACGCCUACCCUCCGCACCAGCCAUAUGACCCUCGCGACUACAUAAACCAAUCUCCCAUGAACCUCCCACCGCCACCCCCUGGACCUCCACCAUCCGGGCCCCCACCCCCAGGCUCGGGUAACCGUCCCGGGCCAGAAAAUGUGAGUCGUCCACGCUCUGGUGACAUCCAAUCCCAUCCCGAUGCCUCUCGGAGCCCGGCUACUGAGCAGGAUGGUUUAAAUUACCAACAGCGAUCGCGUUCGCCCUCUCCCAGCCCCAAGGAAGUCAAAUUCGGCCCCUUAUCGCCCAAGUCCCCUCAAACUCUCCGAAGACAUCGCCGGACUCUUAGCCGACCACUAGAUGAAGAUGCUGUUGAUGAAGAGCUUGCUCGUCUUACCCGACCCCGGAACUCUAGACAACGGUCGGGCUCGGAACCGCAUUAUGAUCGUCCACGCGUCCAACGACGCAGAAGACGUGGUGACCAAUCGCCGGCCUCUGAUGAUGGCGAUGUCGAAUACUUACCUGACCGUUUCGAUCCUUCUGGCCGACCGCUCGACAACGAUACUAAUACGCUUAGCGGAAUCCCAAGGCAAGGCUCUUUCGAGUACCUCCCGCGCGACGAUAAUGACUGGCAUAUCCGCGGCGCGUGGCGGACGCUCGGAAAUCCGGACCCGACGCUCGUUAGCGAACUCGCGCAGACUUUUGGCGGGCUGUUGCAGCCCAGGGGCGGGUUGUUGGGGAUGCUUGGGCAUGCGCUAAAGGAGGUUUAA
Annulohypoxylon truncatum is the source of this 2937-nucleotide messenger RNA. RefSeq lists its product as uncharacterized. The record is from RefSeq and is a predicted model, not a curated record. NCBI's taxonomy places the organism in Eukaryota, Fungi, Ascomycota, Sordariomycetes, Xylariales, Hypoxylaceae. Bases 1 to 2937 code for a protein of 978 amino acids. The transcript has 6 exons.